This is a messenger RNA of Parastagonospora nodorum SN15, 312 nucleotides long. RefSeq lists its product as hypothetical. The record is from RefSeq and is a predicted model, not a curated record. Lineage: Eukaryota; Fungi; Ascomycota; Dothideomycetes; Pleosporales; Phaeosphaeriaceae. The transcript is spliced from 2 exons. Bases 1 to 312 code for a protein of 103 amino acids.
AUGGCCGUCGCCCACCGCUCUUUUGGCAAUUGUCCAACCGUGGAAACGAGUGCUCCGGUCAAGACAGCCGAUAGCGCUUCAGUCCUGUCCACUUGGAAGUGUAGCCUUCAGAGCGGUCGGUCAUCUGAGCAGCUGCAUCACAGCCCUUGUAGCCAGGUUCGUGUUGAAAUGGCAUUGGCCAUCAACGCUGCAAGUGUGCGGCAUGGCCCACGUGUGCCGUGCCGCAUGAAGUCUCGCUUGCUGUACUGUAAGGGGAAAUACUACGGUGCACCGGAUCUUGCGAUAAGGCCUACUCCGGACUACGAGCUCUAG